UUGUAGGCCAAGUUCUUGAUCGACUGAUUCCGAGUAAUUUUUGAUUACUUGCUGGCAGUAAUACCAAAGUCUCUUGUUUGUCUCUCACCUGGACUCAGUCAUGAGCAAGUCUACGUUUACAUGGGAAGAACUAAGGCAAAAAAACAACGAAUCUGAUGCUUAUGUUGCGAUCAGGCAAAAGGUGUAUAAUGUAACGAAGUUUAUAGAUCAGCACCCUGGGGGUCGAGAUGCUUUACUCAUGGCAGCUGGACGCGAUGUUACCCUGGUUUUUGAAUCCUACCACGGCCUUUCAGACAGAGCGCCAAAAGUCCUUGCGAAGUACUAUGUUGGAGAACUGAUAUCUCAUAAAUAUCCAACCUAUCCGGAACCAGGACUGUUCCACAAGACUGUCAAAGAAAGAGUAAAGAAGUACUUCAAAGACAACARUAAGGAUCCAAAGGACCCCGAGACGAUGUGGAUUCGUAUCGUUUUACUCCCACUUCUAACGCUGGCACUGAUGUACGCCCAGAUGGCUUGGUUAGCUGAUAGUCUCCUCUGGUCCACUAUCGCUGGUAUAACAACAGGGUGGUUCAUGUCUCUGAUAGCUAUGACUCACGUCCAUGAUUCCUGCCAUUUUGCCAUCACUCACUCUCCGUGGGUAUGGAMGACCAUUGGCGUUGGCAUGCAUAACUUUUUCCUUGGUGCUUCCUGGCAUGUCUGGAUGUUACAGCACGUGUUUGGUCACCACCCAUACACAAACAUUGAGGGAAGUGAUCCGGACAUUUCCACAGCAGAAAAGCAUCCUGAUAUUCGUCGCAUUAAGGAUACRCAGACUUGGAUCAUACCUUAUUUGGCGCAGCAUAUCUAUGGACCAAUCAUAUAUGGCUUUCUAGGAUUGAAAACACAAAUCCAGGACUGUUUUGUAAUUCUUAAAGGACGCAACAGUACCAUGUCAAUGAACGGCUUCUCACGCACUGAAAAUAUCAUUUUUUGGCUUGGUAAAGUAUGGUACAUUAUCCUGUGGGUUCUCAUCCCAUUGAAAUUUCUACCCUUUUCACGUGUGUUGUGGAUUAAUAUUCUUKCGACUGGAACUGUAGGGUACUAUCUGGCCCUCAUAUUCCAGAUCUCGCACGUUGUCAGUGAAGUUGAAUGGCCACAACCAAAUAAAGACAACCAUGUUCCCCACGACUGGGCGGAGCUACAAAUCGCGACAACYCUCGACUACGCCACGGACAACUGGUUCUGUAAUACAUUUACAGGUGCCCUCAAUCAUCAGGCAGCCCACCACUUGUUCCCAGGCAUCUCGCAAAUCCACUAUCCCCAGAUCACCCCGAUUGUACGCAAGACAUGCGAASAGUUCAAUCUCCGAUACAACUACCUUCCAUCCUUCAGCGAGGCGCUUGGCGCGCAUUUCAGUCACUUAAAGAGAC
Molecule: messenger RNA, 1409 nt
Organism: Exaiptasia diaphana
Lineage: Eukaryota; Metazoa; Cnidaria; Anthozoa; Actiniaria; Aiptasiidae
Product: acyl-lipid (8-3)-desaturase
Biological process (GO): lipid metabolic process
Cellular component (GO): membrane
Molecular function (GO): oxidoreductase activity, acting on paired donors, with oxidation of a pair of donors resulting in the reduction of molecular oxygen to two molecules of water
Source: RefSeq, a predicted model, not a curated record